AUGCCGUUGACUAUUGCUACCCCGGCUUCCUAUGCCUUACUGCCUUUCAAAGACAUCACUGUCUCGCACGUACCAGCGAACGCCUCUACGGCCACAAAGGUCCUUGUUGUAGCUUUCAAUCGUCCGGAAAAGCACAAUGCCGUCACCGAGAACCUCCUCACUGAGCUUGAAAUAGCCUAUCAAGUCAUCAAUCAAGAUGAACGAGUUCGUGCUGUCGUCCUGACCGGCACAGGCAAGGCAUUCUGUGCCGGAGCCGACCUCCAGGUUGGAUUUACUCCGCUAAUGGCUCAUAAAGAGAGCGAAGAUUCAAUCUCCAAAUACAGAGACCAGGGGGGACGAGUCGCUCUAGCCAUGGCUAACUGCACUAAACCCACUAUUGUCGCCGUCAACGGACCUGCAGCAGGCUUUGGAUUCACUAUUACCCUUCCCGCCGCUAUCCGCGUGGCUUGGUCUGGAGCUAAACUUUCUCUACCUUUCGCCCGUCUGGGUCUUACCCUCGAGUCUUGCAGUGCCUUCUUUCUCCCUCGGCUCAUUGGUCUAGCAAAGGCGACGCAUAUUUCUACUACUGGUGCGACAUAUGUGGCCUCUGACCCGCUUGUUAGCUCGCUCUUUUCGAAACUUCUUCCAACUCCACAAGAGACUGUAGUAUAUGCCAUAGAGCUAGCGGCAGAGAUUGCAGAGAAUACCUCGCUAACCAGCACCAAGCUAAUAAGGGACUUGCUGUUGUAUAGCCCUAAUACUCCAGAAGAAACACAUGUAUUGGAUUCAAAGGCCUUUAUAUCUGUCGUCGGGUCGAAGGACAAUAUAGCUGGUAUCAAGGGCGUUUUGAAGAAAAAAAAGCCAGAGUUUAGUGGGGCUUUUGAUCAAGAGUCUAUACCUUUCUGGCCAUGGUGGAAGCCCGACAAUGGCAGUUAUUUGAAUGCAAAACUGUAA
Messenger RNA from Fusarium sp. VM40, 933 nucleotides. NCBI's taxonomy places the organism in Eukaryota, Fungi, Ascomycota, Sordariomycetes, Hypocreales, Nectriaceae. The record is from the annotation of a GenBank genome assembly.